AUGUAUGUCAUCAAUUCAUAUCCGUGGCACUCCACAAAGCUCGCUCAUGCACAUCAUGAGCUGACUCGUCAGCCGGCCGAGUGGGAUAAAACCGAGGAUGAAAAUGGCUGGCAAGCAGACAACAUUGGUCUCAAAUUGGAACUUGCAAAGUACCAUCCGAUCAUGUUUCCUUCCACCGAACUGAUGUACAUGUUUGAAGCCGGCGAAAAGUUCCGUUACUGGUAUUUCAUUCGUCUCACUGUCUUCAAAAUCACCUUUCCAACGAACAUGGAUAACAUGGACGACAAAUACCAGGAUAUAAAGGCAAAAGAGGAUGCCCUGAAAGUCCCACAAAAGAUCAUUGAAAGAAUUGGAAGCAUGUCUGCCUUCGGAGGUCCUGUUUCCGGUUGUUCCUCCCCUAAUUAUCCUAGUAUACAGAAUGCUAUCAAGAGUGUGACCGACUAA
This is a messenger RNA of Penicillium manginii, 444 nucleotides long. RefSeq lists its product as uncharacterized. The transcript has 2 exons. The record is from RefSeq and is a predicted model, not a curated record. NCBI's taxonomy places the organism in Eukaryota, Fungi, Ascomycota, Eurotiomycetes, Eurotiales, Aspergillaceae. The coding region runs from base 1 to 444 and encodes 147 amino acids.